Messenger RNA from Aphidius gifuensis, 2634 nucleotides. RefSeq names its product myb-like protein F. NCBI's taxonomy places the organism in Eukaryota, Metazoa, Arthropoda, Insecta, Hymenoptera, Braconidae. Bases 195 to 2582 code for a protein of 795 amino acids. The transcript is spliced from 5 exons. The record is from RefSeq and is a predicted model, not a curated record.
UGAGUUUUUGUACAGCUGUUUAUUGGGUCACAACUCCCCCUUACCUGAUGGUUCACCUGUCUUUAUAUGAUUUGCUUUUGCGACAGUUGCCCGGUGCCGAGCAGGCAAACAAACAGCCUCGUGUUUGUAAUUUUAAAAAUAACAAAUAUACUUUUGUUUAUAAAAAAAUGAUCUACAUCAAUGUAUAAAAAAAAAUGGAUAAAUUUCACGAUGGUUAUGAGUUUUACAAAAAAAUGAUGGAGCUUCAAGAAAAGUUGGGUAAAAGUGAAGAAGAGAGAAUACGAUUGGAAGAGCGUUUUAAUAAUUUAGAAAAAGAAUCACGAAUCAGACACGAAAGCUGCAUCAAUAAAUUACGUAUGAAAUAUAUUGAAUUUCUUGAAGAAGAAAAGAUACGUGAUGAACGUAAUAACAUGCUGUUAGAUACAUUAAAAAAUAUUGAUACAAAUUUGGCGCUAAUGAGUGCUAAGACAGACAGACUUCAAUGGUUAAAGAAACAAUAUGAAGCAUCAGUUGGUUAUACUGGAGUAUCAUCUGGACCACGAAUAAACAGUGCAACUGGAGACAGUGGAAUAAUUGUCAGUCAAAAUGAUAAAAAACCAACAGAAAAUUUUCAAUAUCCAUUACCAGGCAUAACAAAAAAACAAAUACUUGAUAAAGAAAUUUUAUCAUGGCCAUUAACACCUAGCAAACCAGCUAAUUUAUCUUACAAUCAUCUAGCAUCAAAAAUUCAUGGAGAUUCAGUAUUUAUUGAUCAACAAGAAUCUGAUAAAAAUAUAUACAAAUUACAGCCAAGUAUUAUUAGAAAAACUGAUGAUGAUUUACAACAACAAAUAAAUAAUUAUAAAUACGAUUCAUUGUCUUUUAAAUGUCCUGAAAAAUUAUAUUCACAAAAAAAUACAAAAUUAUGUGGAAUAUUAUCAAAGACAAAAGAAGAAUAUGCUGGUGAUGUUUUGGAAAAUGAAUUAGAAAAAUAUAUAAGUAAAAUUCGUGGUCUUCAUGAUCGUGUUGAAUCACAAAAAAGUAUUGAUGAGUAUAAUGAUUAUGAAGAAAAUACAAGUGGUGAUAUUUUAAAUGUAACAUUAUUUUCUGAUGAUGGAACUGAUCAUUUGCCAAUUGAGGAUAAAAAAGUACAAUUUGUAUCUCAAGAAGUUGUUAAAAUAUUGUCAUUAGCUGAUGAUUUGGCUUCGAGAACAAUUGAUGAUCAACAAAUGUUUGAUGAAAGUAUUAAACAUGAAGAAGAACAACUUCAAAGUGACACUGGUAAAUCUAUAAAUUCACCAGACAUUGAAAUCAUUGAAAGCUCAUCUCUAAAUAGUGAUGACCAUCAAGUUAUCAAUAAAGAGAUGAUAUCACCAAAAAUAAAUCAAAUAAAAGACAAUUUUAAUGAAAAUUCAACUGGAAAUUUAAAACUGUCAAGUAACCAACAAGUAGUUGAUGAAAUAAUUAAACCCAACGACAACAUUACAUCUCAUCAGACAGCAAAAAAUAAACCUGAAGAUAAUUCAAUAAACAACAGUAAUAUUGUCAACAAAAUAAAUGCCAAAGAAGAUAAUAAAAGUGUUGAAAAUUUAGAGAAUAAAAUUGAAGAGUUAUUGUUAAAUAGUAAAAUAGAAUCUCAUGAAUAUUCUGUUAUUUCAGAGAAUGAAGAAAUGAAUACUGAUAAUUACAAUGAAAUAAUAAAUUAUCAAGAAGAACUACAUGCUCAAGUAGUUAGUCAAGAUGAUGAAAAUAUUGUUGUUAAAUAUCCAGAAACACAAGACAAUGAUAUCAAGGUUUUAACAGUUGAUGAAGAAAAUAAAAAUGCAAGUGUUACAGAGUACUAUCACAAUGACAAUGAAGAUAAUAAAAUAAUAUACAAUGAUGAAGUUCCUCAGUUGAAUUACGAUCCACAAGAAUAUGUAGAAAAUGCUGAUGCAUAUGUUGAUCAUUCUCAAUACGAUGGGGAUGGAAAAGCUCAACAUUACAUGGAAAAUAAUCAAGGCAAUGGCAUCUUGUAUGAUGUUGCUCAACCAGUCUACGAUACCCAGCAAGAAUACGUGACAGAUAAUGUGCAGUACAAUCCGGGAGAUGGGUAUUCACAAUAUCAAGAUGAUCCAAAAGCUCAGCAAUAUGUUGAACAUGAAUAUCAACAGUAUACUGGAGAAGUUGGUAAUCAAGAAUAUCCAACAAAUUACACUGAUGAUCCAAAUGGACAAUAUUAUCAGCAGUAUACUGAAGGCCAAGGUGAACAUUAUGCAACUGAAUAUCCUCAAGAUAUGACUCAACAACAGCAAGUUUAUAAUGACCCUAAUUAUGAUUAUACAAAUUACAACGAAACACAAAUGUAUCAAGUACAAGAUAGCCAACAAAUUGUUGAUGAUGAUAAUACAGUUUUAAAUAAUGAAACAAUUGAUAAUGAAAAUUUAAAAAUUGAUGAUAAUGAAAGGGUUGAUGAACUUUCAACAAUACCAGUUAAUUUUAAUAAUAAUAAUGCUAAAAAAAAUACAAAAAAUGUGAUUAAAUCAAUCAUUGAAUCAGAUACUGAUAGUACAAUUGAAAAUAAUGUAUCAAAUACUGAAAGUGAUUUUGAUUUUAAUAUGUAAAAAAAUAAUAAUUAAUUGUAUAUUUAAAAAUAGAUAAUAAAUAUAAUUUUGA